Molecule: messenger RNA, 1023 nt
Organism: Rhagoletis pomonella (apple maggot)
Lineage: Eukaryota; Metazoa; Arthropoda; Insecta; Diptera; Tephritidae
Product: zinc finger MYM-type protein 5-like
Exons: 3
Coding region: 1-1023 (340 amino acids)
Source: RefSeq, a predicted model, not a curated record
AUGGAUAAGUCUAGAAAAUAUAAGAGUGGAGCUGAAAAGCGCAAAUUAAAAAUAAAUAAAGACGAACGCGAUAAGCAACUGCUUUCUAAAAUACCGAAACUAACAAGCCACUUCGCUAAUGCGACGACAACUGUAAACGAAGCAAAUUGUGACAAUCCUGAGUUUUGUGAAUCUACUUCUGAUACUUUUUCAAUUCCAUCAACGUCAAGAGAGGUUAAUUUCCAACAUGUUGACAGCACGAUCGAAGGUGUACAAAAUCCGGACGAUGUCGAAAGUUCGGUGAAUGUAUCAAAAAUUGAUGAAAAUUCCACCAAUGUGUUUUCAAAUGACCCAGGUCCCUCAUCGUGUCGCAAUAUUGAUUUGAUCGCAAAGAAAUCUGGACAAAGAAACUUUUCUGAAUAUCAUUUGCAUCGGGUUUUACCAAAUGGAACACAGACCGAACGUGAUUGGCUGAUCUAUUCGCCGUCAGUCGAUUCAGUAUUUUGUUUUGCUUGUCGCUUGUUCGGUAAUUUAGACGAAAAUGCAAGUUCAUUUGCUCUAAAAGGUUUCAAUGACUGGAAACAUUCAAAGCGUGGUAUUUCAAUUCAUGAACAAUCUCAUGAUCACAUGUCCAACAAUGUCAAAUACAAAAUGCGACUAAAAACCGAUUCUUCUAUAGAAAAAACAUUCGAAAAUUCACUUGUCAAUGACAUGACUUAUUGGAGGAAGGUUUUGAGUCGUGUUGUAGAGGUUAUCAAAUUCCUAAGCUCAAGGGGUCUUGCGUUACGUGGUCACGAUGAAAUUCUUGGGUCCAAACAUAAUGGAAACUUUCUUGGAUGUUUGGAGCUGUUAAGCAAAUUCGAUCCAUUUUUGGCAGAACAUAUCACACGUUUUGGCAAUAGAGGAAAAGAAAGAGCUUCGUACCUUUCAAGUUCAAUAUGUGAUGAAUUCAUAUCGAUUAUGGGAAAAGGUGUGAAGGAAAAAAUCGUUUCGGAGAUAAAAGAAGCCCGUUAUUAUUUAGCAUUGACUCUACUCCGGAUGUGA